Messenger RNA from Pyricularia oryzae 70-15, 2633 nucleotides. RefSeq lists its product as uncharacterized. Bases 174 to 2633 code for a protein of 819 amino acids. The record is from RefSeq and is a predicted model, not a curated record. The transcript is spliced from 2 exons. NCBI's taxonomy places the organism in Eukaryota, Fungi, Ascomycota, Sordariomycetes, Magnaporthales, Pyriculariaceae.
ACCAGAGGAUUCUUGAUACUCUCGAGCUUCUCUCCAACCCUCCGGCCACUGUCACUCUCACCAAGGGGUCCGUCACUGGUGUUUGUCUGUAGGAAGUCUUACUGUCAUCCCCACCUACGCUCGCUCUUAUAACACUCGUUUAUUCAUUGCCCACACCUGGUCUUGUAGCCAGCAUGCGCGGUCUCACUCGGAUGGCCCUUAUGGGCUUGGGCUCUGGCCUGGUACAGGCUGUGCCGCAAGGUUACAACUACGGCACUGUGACCACCACCGUGACCGUGACGGCGUGCGCCUCGACGUGCUUUCCAGGCCCUCCGACCUCGACUCUGUCGUCUGAUACGGAGACCCCGACGCUCCCACCGUCGGGCACCACCACUCCUGGUAGCACCAUCGAGACGUCUCGUACUGAUGCAAUCAGCCAGUCCGCCUCAUCGAGCUACAGCACCAGCACCGCGCCGCCAGAGACUACCGAGACACUCCCGCCUGGCACGUCUGCCACCUACGGGCCUCCGACCUCUUCCGAGUCCCAGCCACCGGAGACUAGUAGCCCUCCUGGAUCCAGCAGCAUCCCACCCCCGGCAACUACGAGCACCGAUCAGCCGUCAGGCUCGAGCACCUACGGACCUCCCCCGGGCACUACUUCGGCUCCUCCGCCUGAUUCCUCGAGCAGCGCCCCGCCCACCUCCAGCGGUUCGUAUGGGCCUCCCCCGUCGUCAACUGGUCCUGAGAGCUCGGUCUCAAGCACGGCUCCAGGCACGACCGAGACAUCUGCCACGAGCAACGUGUCGUCGUCUAGGUCCUCGACCGCGCCUCCUGAGACCAGCGAGACGUCACCCCCGACAACCGACGCUUCUUCGAGCAGCUACGAAUCCUCGACGACUCUGCCUCCGCCAGAGAGCACAAGCACCUACAGCCCGUCUGAUUCUGGUUCCCCUCCCACCGAGACGUCAGUGUCGACCAGUCCUCCGGGAAGCAGCACAACCGCACCGCCCGUGACCAGCUGCUACGGAUAUGGCUGCCAGUCUGGGUCUUCCAGCAGUGAAGCCCCGAGCACGUCAUCCACUAGCUCUGACAUCACUGUGAGCUCAAACCUGCCUAUAUCGCCGUCUUACAGCUCGUCAAGCGUCACGUCAGCCAGCUCUUCUACGGAGACAAGCGAGACAGUCCCCGGCACCACUGAGACCUCUGGAACAUCGCCCGCGACUUCAGAGACAUCGACGUACGGCACCAGCUCAACUGACAUCACCACCCGCAUCACCAUCACGGCAACUGGCACCGUCACCAAGACAGCAUCGUCGACACAGGAGACCGGCAGCACGACAGCCAGCACGACAGCCAGCACGACCGAUGUGACCACGUCGGCGACUGAGAGCGGAGGCACCUCGACCAGCCCCGAGACCACGCCCGGCACUUCCAGCUCGUACGAGACUGUCAGCACGGGCACGACUACAGGCACUGAGACCUCGGCAACCUACGGAAUAAGCUAUACUGGCACCCCUACCGGCCCCGAGACGUCUGCUACGUACGGUACCAGCACCACGGGAACGUCCACCGGUCCUGACACUUCUGCCACCUCUGAAACAAGCAGCGUCGGAACCUCGACUGGCCCUGACACUUCCGCGACAUACGGCAUCAGCUCAACGUUGACGCCGACUGGACCUGAGACGUCCGCUACAGAUGCUAUCAGCAGCACCGGGACCUCGACUGGGCCUGCUACCUCGGCGACUUACGGCACUGUGAGCACCGAGUCGUCGACGGACCUGACGUCCACCAAGACAAAGUGCACUAAACGCACCACUACCACCGGCACCACAACCGGUCCCGCCAGCUCCGGGACCUCGGUUACUGAGACCGGUGCCACGAGCAUCAGCAGCAGCGCCGCGUCUUCCACGUACGGAACCGGCUCUACCGGAGUUGAGACUUCAACGACGGCCGCCACUUCGCCUGCCACCAGCUACGGAGGCAGCACCACCACCUCCUCCACUAGCGAGUCCCCAACGACCGCAUCAGGCUCUUCAUCCACGACUGGUGGCGGCUACGGCUCUUCUACUACCACAGGCGGAUCAGAGACCUCGGGUGCCCUGCCAGUCUCCUCGGCCACUUCCUCCGCAGGCUACAGCAGCAGCACCAGCGCCUCUAGCGAGUCUUCGACAACCGCAUCAGGCUCUCCAUCCACGACUGGCGGUGGCUAUGGUCCUCCCACUACCACAGGCGGAUCGGAGACCUCUGGGGCUCUGCCAGUCUCCUCGGCCACUUCCUCCGCAGCCAGCAGCACCGAGACUGGCAGCGAGUCAUCCACCUACUACACCACAGCCACCGGCAGCGCUUCCUCGUCGUACGGCCCGUCGUCCAUCACGGAGUCGCAGCCCCCGGCAACGAGCAGCGGCGGCGGCUACCCGCCCAUUCCGACCACAUCGCCGAGCACCUUUGUGACCCAGACGUCGGCUGCCGAGCCCAUUGGUAGCACCAGCAGCACCAGCUCCGACGCUGUGACCACCACCACAGGCUACGGACCGGGUUCCUCGACCUCGACCUCGCAGGCCGCCACGACCACCCCCUGGAGCCCGCCCGGAUACGGUGGCUACCCCGGGUACGGGUACAAGCGCUGGGCGAAGCGUAACGUUGUCCUUGCUUAA